AAAUGAGGAUUUGAGGCGAGGAGUCGUACGCAAUGCAUCGCGACGCGCCGAACUCGCCGAUGGCCGAUAUUCAGUGGAAUGUCGGAGGCGAGGCGAGGGGCGGACGGGGGCGUCAAUUCCUAUAACUUGCGAUAAGGAUUUUUUCGUCUCUCUCCCACACAUCUUUUCUUUCAGUUAUUAUUUUUUGACUGCAAAAAUAAACGAAAUACGAAUCAAUGACACUAGAUUACAAAUCUAAUACUCAUGUUUUUAGGGUUCAUAAUUCAAUAUCAUACGUCAAAUUAAAUUAUGAAUGCUUACAGAAAUAAUAUUAAAUAAUUAAAAAAUGUUGUAUAUAAAUUAUUACUUGAGAAUUUUAUUUUAUUAUAUAUUUUAUUUUAUUUUAGAAACAUUUUUAUUAUUACAUAGAGAAAUGUACUACGCAAUAAAUAAGCAGGUGGUUGUUCAUAAGAUAAAUAGAAAUAUGAACAAUGGCGAUUCACUGUCACUCGCUCACUUAGUGCAUUCAAUCGCUCGACUCAAUACUCACUCGUACUCGCGUCUAUACAUCGCUUAUUAAGUCAAUACUCAAUUUGUCAAUGUCAAUUUUCAAGUGAGGACUGAAGAGUAAAGUGAGGUGGUUCAAUGUUGAAAUUUGAGGAACUCUUUCAUUUUGCAAUCACGAGUACCUCAAACGAGGCGACUCAUGAGUGAGGGACUCAUCUCUCUAAUUCGUGACUUUAUUUCUUUUUUAAUAUUUCUGUAUCCGUUUGUGUAUUCUAUUUCUUGUGAUAAAUUCCACGGAAUUUAUUUGUGUAUUAAUUGAUGUUAACCUUAAAAGCAAAAUAAUAUAAACUUUGUUAUAAAUGUGAUCGAAAACUUUAACCUUUAUAGGUUAAGAAAUUAAUUUUCAAAUCCUUACUGUUUUGAUGUGUUGUGGAUAUUCCCAUGAGCCUUACAUAAUUAUAAUAUAGUAGAAAAUGGAAGAGCAGCUCAUGAACAAAUUGUUAGCAAGUACUGACUAUCCCUUUUAAUAACAAUGAGCAAGCUCAAUUAGUAUCACAGGUCUUAAAUGUGGACAAAGAGUUCAAAGGAAGUGGUAUACAGAGAAAAAUUUGUACCGACAACAGUAAUCUUUUUGUAACAUUUGAAGGUGCUGAUUACAAGAAGUUAAGAGUGUCUAUAAACGCAUUAUUGAAAAAUGUUUUACUGAUAGUAAAAACAAUAAAACUUUUUUCAACUGAAUUGAAACAUGCCUGAGCACACUCCUGCACCCACUCCUUCAAGGUCUUUGUAUGGUUUCUUUAUGUUUGUAUUUAGUAAAAUAAUUCUAAUAAUAUAUUGUAUCUGGGCUGUAACUCCUGAUAACUAUCUUCACUAUAUAAACAUAUAUUACUAUCCACAGAAAUAUUGGUCUACUGCAGUACCAAUACAGUGUUUGGUGGCAUUAACAAUUUUUGCAUUUUUUGUCUAUCCCAGUUCCAAUUUAAUGCUAACAACUAGUAUUGAUAGUAUGAAAACAGUACGAGACUCUUUUAGUCAAUAUGAUAAUCAAAAUUUGGAAACCAAUUAUGAGACAUUAGACAACAUCUGCAUAUGUAAAGAUCAUAACAAAUGUAUGAAACACAGUUACAUAGCAACUCCUAAAGAGUUUAGAGAUAACACUGUGCCACAACUAAAAGAAUAUGAUGUAUCUUAUAUAUCUAGAAAAUUAUACCACUCUAGAAAUAAGAAAAUUAGUUGAUAAAUACAUAUGUGUAAAUAACAAUUUUUAUGUACAAAA
Bicyclus anynana (squinting bush brown) is the source of this 1762-nucleotide messenger RNA. It is a transcript of the gene PIG-P, whose product is annotated as phosphatidylinositol N-acetylglucosaminyltransferase subunit P. Bases 1232 to 1723 code for a protein of 163 amino acids. The transcript is spliced from 3 exons. The record is from RefSeq and is a predicted model, not a curated record. NCBI's taxonomy places the organism in Eukaryota, Metazoa, Arthropoda, Insecta, Lepidoptera, Nymphalidae.